Molecule: messenger RNA, 4146 nt
Organism: Blastomyces dermatitidis ER-3
Lineage: Eukaryota; Fungi; Ascomycota; Eurotiomycetes; Onygenales; Ajellomycetaceae
Product: glucose-methanol-choline oxidoreductase:GMC oxidoreductase
Exons: 8
Coding region: 729-2570 (613 amino acids)
Biological process (GO): secondary metabolite biosynthetic process
Molecular function (GO): flavin adenine dinucleotide binding; oxidoreductase activity, acting on CH-OH group of donors
Source: RefSeq, a predicted model, not a curated record
CCACUCACCCACCACAAACUCCCAAAAACAGGGGAAACUGCCAAUUUUCAUGACAUCUGGUUCGGGCAUGACUUUCAUCGCCAGUACCCUACGUCAUGAUCUGGAUAAUGCUGCCGAUGAGAGUUGAAUUUUCUGCGUGAUGGUCUGGAACGUGUGAAUUGAAUGCCAGAUUCAUUUACGAGACAGUCUCAGCGCCUACGGCAUAUAUUGCCUUGAUCUUUGGGAUUCCUACUUCCAAUGUUGCGAUGCCUGAUUUGAUAGGGCACACAGAAACUGUGUAUCUGUGUAAUGAAAACUUGCUCCGAGCAUCAUUUGUGCAAAAUGCUAGGACAGCCCCCGGAUUCGUGUGUUCCCAAAGCCUGGAAAAUUCCAUGACAAACUUCGCAAACUGCUGCGCACGCAUCUCUGGGCGGAGAAAACAGGGUGGUCUUAAAUGUAUUGCCACCUGAGAAACGAUGUCAUGGCAAGAAACAUUACGUACGUCACUUGCAAAUGGGGUCGGGAGUGGAGGACGGAAAACCUUCUCCUCACUCCACGAGAGUUUAAUUUUUCAUUCCAGCUGCUGAGCAUGAGUGCGAUGUUAUAUCUCGGGGAAAUACACACCACGUGUUCAGAGACGAGAUAUUUGAAUAUAUAUGUUUCACCAUCCCUGACGAAUAGCUUCCGAUAAUCAUUUAGCAGGAGCUGUGGAGAAAUACAAUAGUUGAAGAAGUUGAACACAACCCACCAUGCGGCGCUCUCCAUCAGCACGAUCAUCGACUUGGGCUGUCAUAUUAAUUCUCUUCUUGCUAAGCGCGGUUGAUAGCACUCCUAUCAAAGAGAAAACUUACAUUGAGGAAGAGUAUGACUUCAUAAUUUGUGGAGGCGGCACUGUUGGCCUCGUUUUAGCCAACAGAUUGUCUGAAUCUGGCAGGAAUAAAAUUCUCGUUCUUGAAGCGGGGCCGGAACCCUCUGUCGUAGCAGCGUACGAGCCUGCUGGUGGCAACCAGUUCCUCGGAGGAACUUCAAUUGACUGGAACUUUCACACUGUCCCUCAGGAAUAUCUUGACGGGCGUAUCUUGCCGUACCACCGUGGCAGGUGCUUGGGUGGAAGCAGUGUCACAAACGGUCUGUUUUAUGGUCGGGGUAGUGCCAGCGUAUACGACAAGUGGGUAGAGCUUGGUAACCCUGGCUGGGGCUGGCAUGAUGUUUAUCCGCUAUUUGUGAAGAGUACUCGCUUUAAUGCGCCGAACCCUGACUCCGAAUUUGACCAAAGUUACCAAACAUGGGAUCCAAGCGCAUAUGCGGACGGUCCUCUAGAUAUUGCUUUCCAAGGCUAUGUUCCUGAGUCGGGAAUUGCAUUCAUUCAAGCUUGUGAAGCUGCCAAUAUACCUAUCGUCAAUGAGUUAAAUUCGGGAAAUAAUACUGGUGUCAAGCAAGGUACUGGUUGUCUUGAUAGUAGAUACCGACGAAGCUCUAGUUAUGAUGCCUUUUAUAAACAAGCAGCCGGUCGACUAAAUUUGGUGGUUCUGCACCAAGCUCCUGUCUCUGAGAUCAUUACAAGACAAACAAAUGAAUCUAUAGUGGCGACUGGAGUAGUAUUUACUGAGCAGUUGACUGGUCGAUCACGUAGUGUCAAGGCAAAGAAGGAAGUUAUUUUGAGCUUGGGUGCAUUUCAAACUCCUCAACUUCUCAUGGUUUCGGGAAUUGGUCCCGCUUCAGAGCUGAACAAGUUUGCCAUUGACCAUGUUCUGAUUAAUGAGAAUAUUGGUCGCAACUUGGACGACCAUUCCGUCUUCAGUAUUAUGGCUACUGUUCACCACAACGCCUCAACUAGCCAGAUGUUUGCCUCUGCUAGCAAUAUACAAGCAGCUCAGGCUGAGUUUUACAACAACCUUACUGGCCCAUACACAGCACCCUCAGGCAUAACCAAUGGGUUCCAGAUGCUCUCUGAUGACGAACUGCAGUCCAUUGGUGCACAUGACAUUGUUGCUCAAGGCCUCACGAACCGAUCGCACAUCGAGUACCUCUACGAAUCAAUGUGGUAUCCUGGGGGCCCAACUCCAUAUUAUAUUCCAGAUGAAGAUAUCUCAUACAUCUCCCUCACCGCAUCGAAUCUCGUAGCUGCAUCUCGGGGAAAUAUAACUCUUCGAUCAAGCUCAAUGAGUGAUGCGCCCCUAGUUAACCCAAAUUAUUAUUCCCAUCCGGCAGACCGCGCCUUAGGGAUUCAGUCAUUCAAGUAUCUACGGAAGAUUCUCGCGCAUCCAGCAUUUGACAGGUUCACAGUUGGCCCAUCCCACGGAGAGGUUAGCCCUGGCCCCUCCGUCAGCAGUGACGACGAUGACGCGAUAUUUGAGUACAUCAAAGCAAAUACCAUCCCAAAUUGGCACGCCUCGGCAACAACUCAAAUGCGACCACUAGAAGACGGUGGAGUGGUAGACCCGAGAUUGAGGGUUUACGGGAUUCAAAAUCUCCGGGUAGCGGAUUCCGGUAUCAUACCGUUACUCCCUGAUGUAAAUAUUCAGGGGCCAGUCUUCAUGAUUGGCGAGAAGGCGGCACAGAUGCUCAGAGAGGAUUGGGGAGACAUUUGACUUUACUAACCUUCUUUUGGGUUGUGUCCGUUGUUUUCUAGACACACAUUCCCUCCUUGGAUCCUUCUUUAUUUCACAUUGGUUUGAGAUGGGUAGCUGCUUGUAAUGCCUUUUAUUCGGUUAAUUCAAACAGACUAAUAUUUAUUUCAUAAAUAAAUUAGGAAUUGCAAAGUUCAUGAAACAAAGCUAAUAUAUGUCAAAAUUACAAUGUAUGUAGGAAAUUUCCUUAUCCAGUUGACCAAGGUAUCUGGUCGCUGAAAUAAAAUAACCACCACAUAACAGAUACCAGUCUGGAGAACUGUUAAUUCACACCGAGGACAACUUUACCUCUAGCCCGUCUAGUAUCAACUUUUGCAAACGCUUGUUCAAAUUCUUCCAGCUUAAAGGUGCUGCUAUCUUUGACAGCUGUCCACCGUUCGGCUCCAUGGUAGAGAAAAUGUCUUAACAUCCUUCUCUGUGCAGUUAGCUGGCCUUUUCUCUUCUAGAGGCUGCACAAUGCUGAUCAACGUCCCCUCACCCUUACCACAUCCCCCGACAUCCCCUAAGUUCUCAUUACUGAAGUAAUCGAUCGCCAGAUCCAUCGUCUUAUUCCCAUCUACAGCAGGCCACGCAGUUAUGGCUGUCUUUUAACAAUCGACUACGUCAUUGGCACCUAGGUCACGGACAUAUUGUUCAUUCUCCGAUCCGCAGGAUGCACAGGUGUGAAGGCCUGCAAUUCCAGCAAGCUGGACGAGCCAUAACCCAACACCACCUGAUGCAGCUGUGAUGAAGAAGAUUCUCUUCCAUUGGUUUGCGGUAUUUUCAGGACCACCCGGUCCACCCUGAAAGAACAAGGCUUGCCAUGCUGUAAGUGCCGACACAGCCAUGGUUGUAGAUUCUGCCCAGCUUAGAUUGUUCGGUCUAUGAGCAAGCUCAGAGGUCACUGCAAUGGUGUAGUCACGAGCGCAGCACGGCCGAACAUAGUUUGGGCGAGCGUAGCCUUGAUCUCCAGCUACAUAUGAGGAACCCUCUGGCGCAGUAAUGAUAGUUCCGGCGAGAUCCUAAGCAGGGAUUAUCUUCUCUUUACCCAGGAUCGGAAAUAGUUUUGGCCAACGAGGCUCUCCGGCACAAAUAGCCGUUGCGUGGACACGGAUAAGGUUCCCGUUAGAUCUCAGCUUGGGUUUGGCAAUAGGCCUCUAUCUGAGGGUAAAGGUAUCCUUCUCCACGUCUUGCCAAAGAGAUCUAGCAGUAGAUUUAAAUAGUUGAUGUGCCACGGCGCAAUCUUGAGUGACAGUGGAUGUUGUAUAGGCUUUGGUGCUCUGGAGUGGGGUUAAAAACGACUGUAUGUUGCGUGCGAGGUAGUCGUGCUUCGAGGCAAGGGGAGGGUCGUGAGUACGUAUUGAACGGGUUGGCAGCCAACUCGUGUUCAAAGAAUUCACCAAGCUAGUUGACUCUAGCAUACUCCGUACAUACAAAAAUGUUACUGAAUGUGAGUGUCGAGCAGGAUAAUAACCGUGCCAUGCUUACUCACUCUCUCUAGUAAGUGUGCCACAGUGUACAGAAAACCACACUGUAUAGAAAAUAUUUUGAAUAUCUU